AUGUCAGAAGAUCAAGGUUCAGGAGCAACAAGAGUUAAAUUAGUAGUUGUCGGUGAUGGUGCUGUUGGUAAAACAUGUCUUUUAAUUUGUUAUGCACAAAAUGAUUUUCCAGUAGAUUAUGUACCAACUGUUUUUGAAAAUUAUACAGCAACCAGAAAGAGAGGAAAUGAAGAUAUUAAAGUACAUUUAUGGGAUACUGCAGGCCAAGAAGAAUAUGAUCGUUUACGUCCAUUAUCAUACCCAGGCGCUGAUGUUGUUCUCCUUUGUUUCAGCACAAUCAGUCAAUCAUCAUAUGAAGCCAUUAGAGAUAAAUGGGCACCAGAAGUUAAUCACUAUAUCCCAGAUGUACCAUCAAUUUUAGUUGGUACUAAAAUCGAUUUACGUGAACAACAACACCCAGAUCCAAACUCUGGUAAAUUCGAACCAAUCACUGCCGAUAUGGGUAUUUCAAUGCAAAAACAAAUUAAAGCCAAGAAAUAUUUAGAAGUCUCUGCAAAGACUCGUCAAGGUUUAGAAGAAGUUUUCAGUGCUGCCAUUGAAAUCGUUCUUGAAUCAAGAGGUAUGGAUAAAAAGAGUCAAGAUGGUUCUUCAAGUGCAUCUGGUGUUCCAUCAGGUGAUAAACCAACAAAAGGAAAAGCAGGUAAAAAGAAAUCUGGUUGUAUUAUACUUUAA
Messenger RNA from Dictyostelium discoideum AX4, 672 nucleotides. RefSeq names its product Rho GTPase (gene racE). Gene Ontology annotation, molecular function: GTP binding; GTPase activity; G protein activity. Gene Ontology annotation, biological process: intracellular protein localization; regulation of actin filament polymerization; mitotic cytokinesis. Gene Ontology annotation, cellular component: membrane; plasma membrane. The record is from RefSeq and is a predicted model, not a curated record. The transcript has 5 exons. Lineage: Eukaryota; Evosea; Eumycetozoa; Dictyosteliales; Dictyosteliaceae. Bases 1 to 672 code for a protein of 223 amino acids.